This is a messenger RNA of Oryzias latipes (Japanese medaka), 2005 nucleotides long. It is a transcript of the gene nkx2.4b, whose product is annotated as NK2 homeobox 4b. Gene Ontology annotation, cellular component: nucleus. Gene Ontology annotation, biological process: cell differentiation; regulation of transcription by RNA polymerase II. The record is from RefSeq and is a predicted model, not a curated record. Lineage: Eukaryota; Metazoa; Chordata; Actinopteri; Beloniformes; Adrianichthyidae. Gene Ontology annotation, molecular function: RNA polymerase II cis-regulatory region sequence-specific DNA binding; DNA-binding transcription factor activity, RNA polymerase II-specific.
AAAACUAUACAAAAUUACACUUUAUAAGUGAUAUUAAUGUGUAGUUGGAGAUGGAAGCUAAAAACAAUAAAAUAAACACAACCUCAGUCUGAGAAGGACCUGGAUUACACAUGCGCAUUUUUAUUGCAUCAAUUAGGAAGUUUUGGGGGCCAAACUUGAUCAGCAUACAGCAGGUCUGAUGCCUCCUGGUUAUUGUUGGCUGCUGUCCGCGUCGCUCCGCCCCUCCGCGUUGGUCCAGCGGGAUGGGGGCAGCUGGUCUGUUCCUGCCGAUCAGCAGGAUUUCUUAUCAGCGUGACGGAGGAAGCAACAAGCCGGCAGGAGGGAGGGGGGGCUUAGGCAGAACUCCACUUUAGAGACGCAUCCAUCCAGACGCAGCAAAGGACACGGACGCACCGGAGGGCACGGGGUGGCCGCACCAUGUCCUUGAGCCCAAAGAACUCCACUCCCUUCUCUGUUACAGACAUCUUGAGCCCGAUGGAGGACAGUUACCGCAGGUUCGGAGGGAUGGACCCCACGGCGGGGGCCCUGGGAGCGCCGCUGGGCGCCUACAGGCAGCCACAGGUCUCCCAGCAGCAGCAGCAGCAUCAGCAGUCUCAUCUGCAUCACCACCAUCACCUGUCCUCCUCCUCAUCCUCCUGCUCCUCCUCAGCGGCUCUGGGUCCGGGCGCGCCCUAUCACAUGCCCCACGGGGUACCCCAGUUCUCCGGGGCGGUCAGCGGUUUCUGCAACGGGGGCAUCAGCAAUGUGGGGGACCUGCCGACAUACCAGGAGACGGUGAGGAGUGGAGGGGCGACGACUGCGUGGUACAGCAACCCAGAGCCCAGAUACCCGACAAUUUCCAGGUAUAUGGGCGCCUCCGCCGGGAUGAAUAUGUCCGGGAUGGUGGGCGGCCUGGCCGGGAUGGACUCCAGCGCCAAAUCCGUGGUGACCCUCCACGCAGCGCCGCGCCGGAAGCGGCGCGUGCUCUUCUCGCAGGCGCAGGUGUACGAACUAGAGCGCCGCUUCAAGCAGCAGAAGUACCUUUCCGCCCCGGAGAGGGAACACCUGGCCGGGCUGAUCCACCUCACCCCGAACCAGGUGAAGAUCUGGUUUCAGAACCACCGGUAUAAGCUGAAGCGGCAGGCCAAGGAUAAGGCCGCGCAGCAGCCGCAGCACGACAGCGGCGGAGGAGCUGCGAGCGCGACUACCGGACGCUCUUCCUCCGUUUCUCCCGUGCUGUCUAAAAACGCCAAAGGAUCCCGGACUGAUUCAUGCGGCUCCAACAACACCGGGAACCGACAGGGCGGGUCAGGCGACGCCAUGACGGCGACCCCGCAGCAGGUGAACCAUCUGUCCUCCACAGAGGAGCUGGAGGACUUGUCUCCGAGUCCGCCGAUGGGACUACACGAUCAGAUCCAAAUGUCGCAGACGGACGCGGCCCUCAUGGAUUACACCAACAGCGUCAUCGGCUCCAAUUUACUAUACGGAAGAACUUGGUAGCGAGAAACACAAUCCGUGACCCGCAGGGCAUCAGUGGAAGGACCAUGUUUUUAUAUAGACAAAAACGGCACAUGCGCAAAAAGCCCUUUUAUUGUUUUUACGCACACUGGAUUUAAACUAAAGGCUGUUUUUAAGUGCAAAAAACUGAAGAACUCAGUCUGAAUGAUUUUGAUGUAUUUUAUUCUGGUUUUAAAUUUACUAUUUUUUUUGUUUGUUUUUGUUUUAAUGACUGUCGUUUGAAAAUGAAUGAAACAGAAGCCCUACGUCUAAAACAGGCACGUGCUUCCUUCAAUUCUGAUGAAAUUAUUGCAGAUUUAAAAGGAAUCCAGUUGCUGAAAAAUGUGAAAAUCAUUGGUUUAAAAAAAUGAAUCUCAACUCCAGCUGUUUUGUUUUCAUUUAUAAAUCAGAUUUUUUUUUUAACAUUUAUUUUCCCACAUUUAGGCUCAAGUUAAGUUCUGCUGAUCUGUGCUUUUAAAUGGACUGGAGCUUUAUUGCAAUAAUAAUUGUAAAUAAAAGGAAGUUUUGU